CGUCCGUCGUACUCCCGACUCUACGCUGGCUCGAUCUCUUGGCAGCAACCCCCGGUUUUUUCAUACUCUCAGUCGGAAUCGAAUUCCAUCGUCUCAGACUUCCCCAAACGCCCUGAUUCCGAACGGACCAAUUCCAAAGGGAUCCGAAUUCCCUGUUUUUGGGCGUUGCUAAAACCGGCCGCCGCCGCAACUUUCAACGCUAUUCCGGAAUUACCCCUGCGCCUUCGAAGAAGACCAUGAUUUCUUCCCCUUAUUGAAUCCCUAACGAUUUCUCCGGCACAAUCCUCGAUUUCGAUCGCAAUGUCGCAGGAGGAGAUUGCGACGGAAGCGAUAAAGCACGCUCUGAAGGCUCUGCGGAGGCGGCAUUUGGUGGAAGAAGGUGCUCAUGCUCCAGCUAUCAUCGCUCUUUCGAAGCCAAUUCUUCAUCAGGGCUCAGAAUGGAAGGAGAAAGCGGAGAAUCUGGAAAUGGAACUGCAGCAGUGUUACAAAGCUCAAUCGCGGUUGUCCGAGCAACUCGUGGUGGAAGUAGCAGAGUCCAGAGCUUCAAAAGCUUCACUUCAAGAGAAAGAAGCGGCAGUGGCUGAUCUUCAGAAGGAGUUAACUGAAAAAAGGGAUGAAUGCUCUCAGUUAGCGGCUGACUUGGAAGAGAAGAUUAAAGCUUUAGAAUUGGUUGUGAAUGAGAACAAGGAAAUAAGAGCACAGCUAGAAGCAAUGUCUAUUAGAGCUAGGAAUGCUGAGACUGAAAGUAAGGUGUUAAUUGACCGCUGGAUGUUGGAAAAGAUGAAGGAUGCAGAACGCCUUAACGAGGCAAAUGCACUAUAUGAAGAUAUGAUUGAGCGGCUUAGGGCCAGCGGUUUGGAAAAACUUGCUAGGCAGCAGGUAGAUGGUGUUGUCCGCCAAAGUGAAGAAGGUGCUGAGUACUAUGUGGAGUCAACCAUUCCCUCUGCAUGCAAGAAUAGGAUCCCUGCCCAUGAAGGAGGUUGUGCAUCCAUAUUAUUUGAGUACAAUUCUGGCAGAUUGAUUACUGGUGGACAGGAUGGGUCCAUUAAAAUGUGGGAUACAAAUAAUGGGUCACUAACUCAUACACUUCACGGUUGCAUUGGUUCUGUUCUGGACCUGACGAUUACCCAUGACAAUAAAUCUAUCAUUGCAGCAAGCAGCUCAAACAAAUUGUAUGCCUGGGAUGUUAGCUCAGGGAGGGUUCGCCACACUCUCACUGGUCACAUGGAUAAAGUGUGUGCAGUAGAUGUCAGCAAAUUCUCAAGUCGUCAUGUUGUGAGUGCAGCUUAUGAUCGUACCAUAAAAGUUUGGGAUUUGCAGAAAGGUUACUGCACCAAUACAAUCAUGUACCCGAAAAAUUGCAAUGCUUUGUCAUUCAGCAUGGAUGGACAGACCAUAUGUUCAGGCCAUGUUGAUGGAAAUCUUCGUUUGUGGGAUAUUGAGAAAGGAAAGCUACUCAGUGAAGUAGCUGCACAUUCAAAUGCUGUGACAUCUAUAUCUUUGUCCCGAGAUGGCAAUGUUAUACUGACCAGUGGGAGAGACAAUGUGCAUAAUUUGUUUGAUAUGCGGUCUCUGGAAGUCCGCCGUACAUUAAGAGCCACUGGAAACAGAGUAGCGUCGAAUUGGAGCCGGUCCUGUAUCAGUCCAGAUGACAAUUACGUUGCUGCUGGAUCUGCUGACGGUUCUGUGUAUAUUUGGUCAAUAUCGAAAGCUGACAUUGUGAGCACUCUGAAGGAGCACACUGCAUCUGUCCUGUGUUGUUCAUGGAGCGGGCAUGGAAAACCUCUAGCUUCUGCGGACAAGAACGGAAUCAUCUGUACUUGGACGUGACGGAUCUGGCCGAUUCCUUUUGUUCUUGUUUCCACAAGACACACGUAUACAUAAUGUACACAAGUUCGAUUAGAUUUGGUGUAAAUAAUGAUUCAUCUCGAAUUGUAGCGUGCCUGCAUUCGUCUAUAUCUCUCAUCCAAAUAUAUUGACUAAAUUUUAUUCAUUGCUUUGGCUAUUGUUGAUUCCUUGUAUUUUCUUGUUGAAGCAUAUCAAAACUAUCA
Malus domestica (apple) is the source of this 2051-nucleotide messenger RNA. Its product is annotated as autophagy-related protein 16. Lineage: Eukaryota; Viridiplantae; Streptophyta; Magnoliopsida; Rosales; Rosaceae. Gene Ontology annotation, cellular component: autophagosome membrane. Gene Ontology annotation, biological process: autophagosome assembly. The record is from RefSeq and is a predicted model, not a curated record. Gene Ontology annotation, molecular function: protein binding.